UCUCAAGCACCAAGCAAAGUGAGAAAAGGUUGGUUGGUCGACACGAAGCUAAAUAUGAACAAGACAGAGUAGAUCUGUAAUUACAAAUUAACCGUUAAUUACGUACACAUGGGCCUCUGAAUGCUUGUGUUGACAUUGACAAGGUGUUGACCACAGUCCAAGGCCAAGUUCAGCCAUAUCAUCUGGAUUGUUUGUGUAACUUCUGUCUGGAGCUUUGGAAGUGCUGUUUUUCCAACCUCAGAGGGAAUAUGAGUGACAAAGCCACAAACCGAAGACUAGAGGCACUGUCCUCCUAAAUGAACUGUUGACUAGAUUCAGUUGGACCACAUAUUUGCUAUGGGCACCACACUAAGUGAGCCUUGCAUCUACGACAAGCUGUCAGCGAGCAUCGAUAUUCUCCGCCAGUCGGGGUAUCGCUAUGGCAUGUCGGAGAGGGAGAUUGAGAAGUUUAUUAAACAAGUCCUGGAGACCAACGAGCCUCGAAGAGACCCGCCACAAUUCCCCAUCCUUCGAGCCACUAUCAAGUUUGUGGUAGCGGUAGGCUUUCUGUUGGUGGUUGUGCUGGCCUUCACCAACCCCCAGACUCGGCCCCAGCUAGGCGUGAUGUACACGGGGGGACACAACUGGUCCUCCCCCCUCAGCCACAUCAGACUGCUAGCUCUGCCCAUCGCCAAGAAGUACAACCUGCAAGGUUUCCAUGAGUGGUGGAGUGUGGGGGCUCUGCGGCAGGGCCUGGUCAACUGUUCUGGCUGUGCAGAGGUCUCCUCUGUGCUGGAGGUCCCUGAGACCCUCAGAGAGUCUGCAGCCAUACGCAGGGGGCCACAGCCUGUGCUGCUUAAGGUACGACCACCACUGCAAGGUGGGGAGUCUCUGUGUCUGCAGAGGCAGCAGCUAGAGGAGCUCUACUCAGUGCACUCCGGCUCCAUGAGUAUACUAGUGGAGGAAGACAACCUACUGUCACAUGACGAGGGUUUUCCACAUGGCCCUGCAAACUUCACCCUGCUCUGGAGGUUUACAUCUGGGGCCAGAGAGAAGGUGUUGAGGUGGCUGUUCCCCAAGGCUGAGCUAUGCCCCCUAUUGGACAGCGCCGGAACAACACUGCAGCGUUGCCUGGUCACGCAUAGUGCCAACUCUCAGAGCAGAGGUGUGCGAGUGCUGGGCUGGCUGGUGGUAGGAGAGGGCCUGCCCACGGUUCGAGUGCUCCCUGUCCACCACUGUCAGAAACACUGCAGCUCAUUCAACCUCUGGCUGGGACCUGGAGAUAUGGUGUAUGCUGACCCGCUUUACUGGCAGAUGGAGCUGUUCCCCGGCCGAGACCAGAACAUAGUUUGUGACGGCUCCACUUUCUGAGAGAGGAGAGGAACAACUGAACGAGACAAGAAUGCGAGGAAGACGGAGGGAGAGAGUGAAGGGUUCUGCCAUACAGAACUCUUAAAACUCCACUCCGGUCCAGACAUCUGCCUACUGGCUGAGAAUAUAUCACUUCCUGUAGAGUCAGUGUGUGAUUGGACCUUUUAACUGUCCCUUGCAGGCUAGUCCUGCCCUCCUCUAGGUAUGGAAAAGCACACUCCACAGGCACAAGAUAGACUGAAGAAAUCUGAACACCUCUUAUCUCCCCUACCCUUCUAUGGCCUAAUACCAAACUCCUCUCUAGCCCCUACUUGUGCCUCUUUGUUGAUAUCCCUUCACAGAUCUAAGACAACUGGAUGGUUGUAAGCAGGGAGAGACCAUUCUCUCAGGCUUGGGGGUGUGUCUCUCAGUGAGGAAGAGGCUGGAAUGUUCUCCCACUCUGACUGUUUGCCUCAGAUCAACAGGUGUGUAUUAAGCCCAAAGAGGAAAAAUGGACAGUGACUGAUCUAUUUUUUUUAACAGCAGAAGGUCUUGCCUCUUGUGUUCAGUUGGAAUGUUCAUGAUUGUUUCGGUUAUGCUUUUUAGUUGUGAUCAAAUCACACAGCCACAACAGGAACAAUGGGACAGUUUUGUGACGCUGCCUUCCCUCAUCUACUCACUCUUAUACCGGACCGUAUUCAUCACCUAACUUCAACGUCGCUGCUAGUGUAACAAUGACAGUUGGUUAGGAGGAUGUAUGAAAUAGAUUUGUCAAUUUGGUGAAUUGCAUUUGAUUACUGAAAGUGCAGUUUUUGUAUUUAAUAUAUAGUUGACGAUAGGUGCUUGUGCCAUAAUUUCAGCAAGACAGAAAUGAUAUUUCUUAAUGCUCUUUUCACUAACUGUUUUUGUCUUGUCACUGCUUUUUCCCCUGUCAUCCAGUCACCCGUGUAAGCACUAACUAGCCAGAACUUGUUGAUGAUGUCACAGUGUUUGAUGUUUUGUCACUAUAGUCCCAGUUGGUAUUAGAUAGAAGGUCGCGGCCCUGCCUCCUUUUGGGAAAACAACCUGUUGGCUCAUCCAUUGGCUCACAGCAAAAACAUGAUAUUUUUCAAACACAA
This is a messenger RNA of Coregonus clupeaformis (lake whitefish), 2447 nucleotides long. Its product is annotated as bombesin receptor-activated protein C6orf89 homolog. Gene Ontology annotation, cellular component: Golgi membrane; nucleolus. Lineage: Eukaryota; Metazoa; Chordata; Actinopteri; Salmoniformes; Salmonidae. The transcript has 8 exons. Bases 337 to 1350 code for a protein of 337 amino acids. The record is from RefSeq and is a predicted model, not a curated record.